Molecule: messenger RNA, 1456 nt
Organism: Microcebus murinus (gray mouse lemur)
Lineage: Eukaryota; Metazoa; Chordata; Mammalia; Primates; Cheirogaleidae
Product: histone H4
Cellular component (GO): nucleosome
Molecular function (GO): DNA binding; structural constituent of chromatin; protein heterodimerization activity
Source: RefSeq, a predicted model, not a curated record
AACUGCUUUCCCCGCAGUUUUACGUAACCAAGGUUCGGAAUCCUCUAGUCAGGAUUAGAUCAGGCGCUGGCGCCCUCUCCUUCCCAUCUCUGGCCUCCAUUUGCUCUUCCUUUGGCUUCCACCAGACCUUUCCUCUUAGCCCCAGCGUAAUGCCUCCCGGGAGCACAGGGACGCAGACACAGGCGACAGCGGCUGCAGAAUCUGGAACCUUCAGGUUGGGAUCUGAAUUCUCCCGGGGACUACGGUAUAUCGGUUAAAAAAAAAAAAAAAAAAAAAAAAGAGGGCCCUGUGGAGGGAGGAGGAGGGAGAGGAAACCGGAAAGGAAUGACGAAAUGUGGAGAGGGCGGAGACAAUUUACAAUGCUUCCCGCCGGCGCACUUUCGGUUUUCAAUCUGGUCCGACGUUCGUGUAUAUCAAGGGUAAAGCCGCACUGGCUAGCCUCAGACUGUGUCGUCGGCGUUGCAGUCAUGUCUGGCAGGGGAAAAGGCGGAAAAGGUCUCGGCAAAGGCGGCGCUAAGCGCCAUCGCAAGGUCUUGAGAGACAACAUCCAGGGCAUUACGAAGCCCGCCAUUCGGCGUCUUGCUCGCCGCGGAGGCGUCAAGCGGAUCUCUGGCCUCAUUUAUGAAGAGACUCGGGGUGUGCUGAAGGUGUUCCUGGAGAACGUCAUCCGGGACGCGGUCACCUACACGGAGCACGCCAAGCGCAAGACUGUCACUGCCAUGGACGUGGUGUACGCCCUUAAACGCCAGGGGCGCACCCUGUAUGGUUUCGGAGGCUAAGUCGCCAUUUCAGCUUUGUAUUUCAGUCCCAAAGGCCCUUUUUAGGGCCACCCAUAAAAUCACCAAAUGAAGCUGGGCACUGAACACAAGCCGGAAGGCAGAAGGGAAUUUAGCACUUAGUUCUUGGGCUACAGUCGGUACACGGAAGGCUACCGACGCCCAAGGCGUUGGCAGCCCUAAAGAGCUAAAUCGUUUGCUAAAACGGCCUUUCAUUUGUUUAGCCAUUUAUCGAUCUGAAAGGUUGGCAAGCACCAGGUUUAAGCAUUACGGUGGCUUGCUUGUAUAGAGUCAGCCACCUUGGGUGGACGCGCUGUCAUAGUUUUUGGUCGCUGGAACUUGAAGUAGGAAGCCAGAGAUUUAAACAUAGGCUAAGCCCCUCAGUAUGUAGCCUCGCUGCACUUAACGCAAAGUAGAAGCAGACCUGCAUUUGCAGUCGAGGCACCAGUUCUCAAACCUGUAGUGUCUGGAUUUCUGUCAGCUUUUGGGCUUUAUUUUCUUUGCCCGGUUAAUGGGGGGCCAGAUAGAUGACUCAAGGGCCCAUUCAUAUUAGAUGUCUGGGAACACCUUUAUGUACCCUGCUCACCCCUAAUAAGGCAUGAGAGCUUUCAAAGACAAAACUAGGCCGGGCAUGGUGGCUCAUUCCUGUAAUCCUAGCACUCUGGGAGGCCGAGGCUGAA